Messenger RNA from Uranotaenia lowii, 1975 nucleotides. Its product is annotated as glucose dehydrogenase [FAD, quinone]-like. The coding region runs from base 1 to 1779 and encodes 592 amino acids. The transcript is spliced from 2 exons. NCBI's taxonomy places the organism in Eukaryota, Metazoa, Arthropoda, Insecta, Diptera, Culicidae. The record is from RefSeq and is a predicted model, not a curated record. Gene Ontology annotation, molecular function: flavin adenine dinucleotide binding; oxidoreductase activity, acting on CH-OH group of donors.
AUGGAAAGCAUCCUUUCAAUACUGACGAUAUUGGGGAAUCAAUCAAGCUCGGAUUCAGUUUCAGAAGCUUUCAACGGAUUUAGUUCGGAAUAUUUGUACGGCGUUACACGCGAACGGAUUCAAGACGUCAACAACAUCCUCAAUCAGUAUGAUUUUAUUAUAGUUGGAGCUGGAAGUGGCGGUAGUGUAAUGGCAAAUCAGUUGAGUGAAAAUCCGAACUGGAACGUUCUGCUACUAGAGGCUGGGGUUGAGGAAAACUUCUUACUCAGUGUCCCUUUACCUGCCGCACUUAAUCAACGGACAAGUUAUAACUGGAAUUAUGCACCGGAGAGAUCGUCACAUAAAUUAUGCGUAUCUCAACCAGCUCAUUUGUGCACUUGGCCAGCUGGCCGCGGAUUGGGUGGAACAAGCCUACUGAAUUACAUGAUCUAUACUAGGGGUCAUUACCGGGAUUACGAUGAGUGGUCCGAAGCUGGAAAUGAUGGUUGGAGCUACGAAGAAGUUCGGCCAUACUUCGAAAAGGGAGAACGCGAAUUUAUUCAUCCAGUUACGAUCCCAUACGAAACUCCGCUGUAUGAUGAAUUCAAAGAAGCCGUCGAAUCAUCCGGGUAUAGUGAAGUUACACCACAGAACAAAACGCAACUGGGAUUCUACAAGCUCCGAUCUACAACUGUGAAAGGUCAAAGAAACAGUGCCGCUCGCAUUUUUCUUCACCCAGCGAGGAAUCGGCCGAACUUGCACAUAUCCAUUCGCUCCCAUGUAACAAAAGUUUUGAUUGAUUCCGAGACUAAACAAGCAUUUGGCGUAGAGUUUGUCAAAAAUGGAGAAUCAUUCAAGGUUCAAACGAAAAAAGAGAUAAUUCUAUCAGCCGGUACGAUUGGCUCCGCAAAGCUUCUUCUGUUGUCCGGUGUAGGACCUCAGGAGCAGCUCAGAAAUUAUUCAAUUCCGGUUAUCAAAACACUUCCGGUUGGCCACAAUCUUCAUGACCACUAUGGUAGUCCAUCUUUGAGAUUUUCUGUAAAACAACGACAACCGGAAAUGUCUAGCCAGUCCGCUUUUGAACAGUAUCUCAACGAAGGUUAUGGACCGUUCACGAUACCCUUUCAAUUCGAAUCGAUUGCGUUUAUGAAAUCUGGCAACUCUCAGCUUCCGCAAGACUUUCCUGAUUUUGAAGCAUUAUUUAUGAACACCCAGUUGCAAAAAUCACCCUCCAGGGCGUUCCAGCUGUUUGGAUUGGAUCGAGCACUGGGCUCGGUCGGACUUAUCAACAAUCGCAAUCAUAGCACCAUCAUUAUAGCAAUCUUGUACAUUCGUCCUAAAAGUAGAGGACAAAUAUCCCUCAAAUCGAAUGAUCCUUUUGCUCAUCCCGAACUGAAACCUGGAUAUUUCGAGCACCCGGAUGAUGAGGCUAGUUUCUGUGAAUCUGUCAAAACAACUAUUGAGUUGGGAGAAUCCCAGCCCUUGGCUCAACUGGGUGCCAAAUUCGAUAGAACGUACUCAUCACAAUGCGAUAAUUUUACGAUCGAUAGUGACGCUUUUUGUCAAUGUUUCAUAAGAAACUAUGUUUGGGGAACCUAUCACCUCGGGGGAACUUGUAAGAUGGGUCCCAAGGGCGAUCCAACGGCCGUUGUGAGUCCGGAACUGCUCGUGCAUGGAAUCGAAAAUCUUCGAGUGGUGGAUGGAUCAGUCAUUCCGGCGCCCAUCGCGGGUCAUCCGAACGGAGUUAUUUACAUGAUUGGACAUAAAGCAGCAGAUAUGAUAAGAAAAAGGUGGCAGUGAAUUAUUUAUUAGAAGUUUGAAGAAACGUUAACGAUGUAAUGUGAACCACAGCUGUUUGUAUCUAAAUAAAACUUGAAACAAUGAAAACUUUAUAGAUUAAAAUACUUUUAUUCGAUCUUAUUCAGGACCGGCAUUAACAAGCUUUCUAAUAAAUGGCAUUGUCCUCCCAGCUAAACCACAUUGCAUAUGUUUGAAA